This is a messenger RNA of Aphis gossypii (cotton aphid), 1012 nucleotides long. RefSeq names its product allergen Tha p 1. The coding region runs from base 246 to 761 and encodes 171 amino acids. The transcript has 3 exons. The record is from RefSeq and is a predicted model, not a curated record. Lineage: Eukaryota; Metazoa; Arthropoda; Insecta; Hemiptera; Aphididae.
AAUUAUUUUGUCUUUCAUUAUAAUUUCUAAACGUACAUAUGCGUCAGAUCAUUGUACAAACCAUAACAAGCAACGUUCGAUUUUUCUUCUUAUAAAUUUGUUAAUUUUGCAGAAAUCGAUUAUUAGUGUUGUCGAAGAAUAGUACAGAACUUAUACACAUAUAUAAAUAACAUACAUGUAUUAUAAUACAACAACACUAUUUACCAAUAAGUCAGCACUGUCUGCAAAGCCACGCCGCAUCAAACAUGUCAGCGUUUUGCCUGAACUCCUUUAUCUUAAUGACCAUGAUCACAGUUAUAGUGACACACGCCACAUUCACCAGGAGCACCAAAUUUGAUGACAGAACGGGCAUUGACAUUCAUUUGGUCAAAAGGGAUACCGACGACGUCAACGAUGACGAAAAUAGUGUCGAAAGCGAUGAAGGUUUUUUUUAUAGAUUUACACAUUUUUUCCAAGAUAGCAGCGAUAAAGAAGAUGACGAUGAUGACGAAAAAAAACCGGAUUUUAUUACCACUUUCGACAUAUUUAAACUUUUGGACGAGGAAUAUGCUAUGCAACAGUUCUAUUGCGUUAUAAACGAGGACCCGUGUGAUGAAGUUGGAAUGAGGCUCAAAGCUACUAUACCCGAAGAAAUAAACAGGAACUGCGAACGCUGUACCUCAACAGAAAGAAACAAUAUUCGACGAAUUUUGAAUUACGUGAAAAAACACUAUCCACAAUUUUGGAAACGUGUCGAACCAAUUUAUAAAAAAAAAAUAUGACUGCCUAAACUACUUAUAUUAUUAAAACAAUACAUAAAUAACGCCAAGUUUUUUAUAAAUAUUUAAUAUUUAUUUUAAUAGAAACAUACAAUUAUAACUAUUUUUAUAAGCAUAUAAUUAACUUAUAUUAAAAAUUGAAAUAGCUUAAGUAAACAAAAAUACGUAGGUAAUUUGUUUUGUACUGGUUUUACUACAACGGAAAGUGCUUAGGAAAAGUUAAAAAAAGAAAUAUUUAAACGAAUUAAAGUUAA